CUGAACCUUCAACGGUGCUCGUGGGCCGUCACCUUCAACAGAGCAGAAGCAGAACGCUUUGGUUAUGAACAUGCACAGUUUGAGCUCAUCUCUAAACUUCAUUCUAAUUUUGUACCAAGUUAGCGUUUAAGCAUCCAACUUCCAGCAAAGAUUAUCAUAUUCACCACUAAAAUUGACGAGAAAGAGUAGAAGGAUCUCCAUCGUUUGUGCCUGCUGCAACAUCUUCGAGUUACCUUUUGGUUAGAUGGAAUCAUUGAUAUACUGCAUUGAGAAAAUCCUACAUGGUCCUAUCCAUAGGUUACGUCUUCUUUUUAUAAUGAAAAAGGUGGACAUCGAAAGGGAGAAGCUAAUUUUAAAUCGAGAACUGUUGAGGGAAAAGGUUGAAGCUAUAGACAAAACAGAAAAAGUCAAUGAUGCCUUUCUGGAGUGGCUAGAAGAAAUGGAGAAAGUCAGAGAAGAGGAGCUAUCUGAAUUAGAAGCGGCGAUUACUGACAGGUCCAAUUGGAUCAGUCCUGAUACUGAGAGGAUUCUUAGGUUGUACAAUGGAUUGCUAGAUAAAAUGAAGAUACUGAAUUCAAAAUGUGUAUUCGAGGCAUUUUCCAACCCAAUUCCAGGUUUAGAGUACUUCUCUUCUAGACAUUUUGUAUGUUUCGAGUCCACAAAAGAGACGUCAGAUCAACUUAUGGAAGCAAUGCAAGAUGAUAGUAUCCAUAUCAUUGGAUUGUAUGGGAAGCAAGGUUCAGGUAAAACAAAAUUGGUAGAAGCAGUGGGUAAGAAAGCCAAGUAUUUGAAUAUUUUUAAUGAAGUUGUAUUUGCCACUGUGUCCCAAAAUACAAAUAUUGUUUGGAGGAUUCAGAACCAAAUUGCUGACUUGUUGGAUCUGAAAAUUGAAAGACAUUCUGAAGCUGCGAGAGCGAGAACAAUCUAUUCGAAAAUUGAAAGUAAAGGUCGAGUUCUUGUUAUCUUGGAUGAUGUUCGGGAAAAGCUUGAGCUGGAGAAUAUAGGUAUUCCUAUUACACGUCGCCAACAAGAAUGCACCUCGAUGGAUUGUCAAAGAGAGAUUCCUUUGCAUCCCUUGUUUGAAGAGGAAGCUUGGACUUUGCUCAAAAAAUAUUCAGGCAUAGAUGAUGAGUCAUCGUCUGCCCUAUUAACUGUGGCACAAGAAGUUGCUAACGAAUGUAAAGGGUUACCCAGUACAAUUAAAGAUGUGGGAUCUUCCUUAAAAGGUCACCCCGUUGAGGAGUGGAAAGCAGUCUUAGGCAGUUUGAGACAUUCAAUGGCUCGCUACCAAAUUUUCCUCAGCUUUAGGGGAGAUGACACUCGCUACUCUUUCACAGGUUCUCUCUUUGAUGCUUUGUGUCGAGAGGGGUUCAAGACAUUCAUGGAUGAUGGGGGAUUGGAGAGUGGUGACCAGAUUUCACUAUCUCUAAUAAACGCAAUUGAAGCAUCAAGGCUUUCCAUUGUUGUUCUUUCUGAAAAUUAUGCAUCUUCCUCAUGGUGCCUUGAGGAACUUGUCACGAUCCUUGACUGUAUAAAGAAGAAGAAUCAGUUAGUUUGGCCAAUCUUUUACAAAGGGGAUCCAUCAGAUAUAAGGCAUCAGAAAAGUAGUUAUGGAAAAGCCAUGGCUAAACAUGAAAGUAGACUUGUGAAUGAUUCAGAGAAGGUGCAAAGAUGGAGGUCAGCUUUGUCUGAAAUUGCUGGCUUGUCUGGAAUGCAUUAUAAUACUGGGUAUGAACAUAAAUUUAUUCAGACGAUUGUGGAAAGGGCCAAGAAUAAUAGAAAUCGCUUGUAUGUACAGAGCACAGAUAUGGACUAGAAGGAAGACUUUGGUUUCUCAUAAGGUGCUGCUAAUCACAUAAUUGAUCACAAGUGUUUGCUAGCUUAGAAAUGGAUGACGAUUCUUAAUGUGUGUAAGUAGUGGGAAGUAGUUUUGGACACAUUGUAUACUCAGAAAUGGAUUAAAUACAAUUCAGGUGAUUUUGUGAUGUGAGAAUUUUGUGGGUAUUCUUCUUCUCUUUGGUAAUUUUGGAUUGUCUAAGAAAUGGAUGGCGGUUUUAAUC
This is a messenger RNA of Lotus japonicus, 2060 nucleotides long. Its product is annotated as probable disease resistance protein At1g52660. The record is from RefSeq and is a predicted model, not a curated record. Lineage: Eukaryota; Viridiplantae; Streptophyta; Magnoliopsida; Fabales; Fabaceae. The coding region runs from base 245 to 1816 and encodes 523 amino acids. Gene Ontology annotation, biological process: signal transduction; defense response. Gene Ontology annotation, molecular function: ADP binding. The transcript is spliced from 4 exons.